This is a messenger RNA of Polychytrium aggregatum, 694 nucleotides long. RefSeq lists its product as uncharacterized. Gene Ontology annotation, cellular component: catalytic step 2 spliceosome; U2 snRNP; precatalytic spliceosome. Gene Ontology annotation, biological process: mRNA splicing, via spliceosome. The transcript has 5 exons. The record is from RefSeq and is a predicted model, not a curated record. The coding region runs from base 165 to 533 and encodes 122 amino acids. NCBI's taxonomy places the organism in Eukaryota, Fungi, Chytridiomycota, Chytridiomycetes, Polychytriales. Gene Ontology annotation, molecular function: RNA binding.
UUGUUGGCAUCGUCACGACCAGCAUCGUCACGACCAGCACCGAGGCCGCAGUCCUCCCGAAUCCACACCGCAACACCAGCAACAGCAGCAGCACCAAGCGCCAGACGCCACAGCGCUGUUUGCAAAUCACAUCGGCGACAGAUCACCCAGAAACACCCGCCAAGAUGGCUAUGGCAGCAAAGUCCCGGACAAAUGUCCGUCUCCCCCCCGAAGUCAACCGGGUUCUCUUUAUCCGGAAUCUGCCUUUCAAAAUCACGGCCGAGGAGAUGUACGAUCUCUUUGGAAAAUAUGGCCCUAUCCGACAAAUUCGGGUAGGAAAUGCUCCAGAUACCAAGGGCACGGCCUUUGUCGUAUACGAGGACAUCUUUGAUGCCAAGGCCGCUUGCGAUCACCUGAGUGGAUUCAACAUCAUGAACAGAUACCUGAUCGUCCUCUACUACCAACCCAACAAGGCGACAAAAAAGAAGGAUCUCGACAAGCGGGAGGAGGAUCUGGAAAAUCUGAAGCGCAAGUACGGAGUCGACGACGAAUGAGCCUUUGUGGACUUUGGAAGCAUCGCCUUCGAGCAGCUCUCACAGCGACGGCCGUGCGUUGAUGCCAUCACUUAGGUUGGAGACCCGACCGGCACGGCUACUCUCUUACAGCCAAUCCAAUAAAAAGCAGGUUUUGGCCGUUGGUGACUGAUAUCACUCAA